Monodelphis domestica (gray short-tailed opossum) is the source of this 3265-nucleotide messenger RNA. It is a transcript of the gene PARVG, whose product is annotated as parvin gamma. Gene Ontology annotation, biological process: establishment or maintenance of cell polarity regulating cell shape; cell projection assembly; substrate adhesion-dependent cell spreading. NCBI's taxonomy places the organism in Eukaryota, Metazoa, Chordata, Mammalia, Didelphimorphia, Didelphidae. Gene Ontology annotation, cellular component: cytoplasm; actin cytoskeleton; focal adhesion. Gene Ontology annotation, molecular function: actin binding. The record is from RefSeq and is a predicted model, not a curated record.
GCGAGCUUUCGGAGCCGCGCUCAGAGCCCAUCUCCGACCCUUAAAGCUGUGAACAUCUCUGGGCCUCAGCGUUCUUCCCCUUCCAGCGGGCCAGGCACGGGGGACGUGGGAGACGGCUCGGCCCGGAACUUGCUGUAGAGCAGCUUAGAACUUGCGAGGUCAGGUGGGAGGACAGGACCCGAGGACCUGAGGUGCAGGGCCGGGAGGCCGCUAAGGGGCAGGGGGAGGGGAGAGGUCCUGGAAGACUUUUCGGAGGAGGAGGUGCCUUAGCUUAGAAGGAAGGAGCUUCGGCAGAUGAGGGGAGGCAGAGUUCAUUUCAAACCGGAAGGCCUGGAGAAGAAAAGGCCCCGGGCAGGAAGAGCUGCCCAGUUUGGUUUCCCCUUGCUUGGCAGUGUGCUGCUGUAAUAACCGUGCCUUCAGUGGCUCGGGAAGAGGCGAGUUCGAAUCUUGAUUCACACACGUAUUUGUUGUGUCUCCUCCCCCCUCCCCGCGGGCUCUCCCUUAGCUAAAAUGUGGGGAUCAGUAGGAGUGAUCAUAUCGGGGUCCCGGGCUGGCCGAGGGCCGAUGGAGGACAGGCGAGGAGCUGCCCCCCUUCUCCAAGCCGCUGGGCUAUUUUCAGACUCGCAGCAGCGGGAGGCUCUCUUCUGUCCUUCCAGCCGCCCGGCGUUGACUCACCAGCCCCACUGGGAGCCGCUGAGCAGCAAAUAACAGCUGGAUGCCGGGGAAGGGCUAAAUUGGGCCCAUUGUCUCCGCCGCGGCCUGGGGGAAGGGGGGGGGGACUCAGGCAGCGCGGCCCGGCCAAUGGAAUCCAUCCUCCGCCGAUGUCCCAGCCCCGCCCUGCCAGGAGGUCCUCGGAGCCCACCGUGACAGUCAAGCAAUUACUGCACUCCGGGCUGCGUCCACGGGUCGAUAGCGGCGGCCUGCUCAGGCUUAGGGACGUCUGGGAUGGGGGAUGGGGGAUGGGGGGCGUGGAUCGAGGAGGAGAUGCGGGGAGGGAUAAAGAGAAGAGGAAGGGGAGCCGGAGAGACCCAGACAGACAGAGGGGAAGAAUCAGGGAAGAGUGUUUCUAAGAAGAAGAGGAAGGAGGGGCCCAUCGUGCCGCGGAAUGGUCUAGGGCAGGGGUCCAGGCUUAGCCCCUGAAAGCGGGGCAUCACGGGAGUGAGCAGAAGAAAAGCCUCCAAUAGCAGAACGGGGGGGGGGGGCUGCCCACAGAGGCCGGCCUCCACUGGACAUCCUCGCCGAUCUCCCCGGGAGGCAGCAGAGCCGUCCAUCAGGCCCUCGGGCCUCUGCUUGCCCUCUUUUUGGCUGUUUUGAACCUUGUUUCCAGAUCCUACCGCAUUGGCUGAUCCAUUCAUUGAUAGGCAUCCGUUACUUGCCUCCUCUGGUUCUGGGCUAGAAAGAAAGCCCCGCCCCCACUCUUGAGCAGCUGUUUACCCUUCCAGUGGGCCGGAGGCUGAGCCAGUGGCCAGGCCUGGAAUCCCGGAGCCUCGGCUCAGUCCUUCCCCAGACACUGUUGGCGGUGUGCCGGCCAUCUCUUGCCCAGCUUCCUUAUCGGGGGGUUGGCUCUGGCUUCUCAGGCUCCUUCCACCUUUGACGGGUCCUAUGGGCUGCUGGGCCAAUCCUCGGCGGUCCGGCUUGUCCUCAAGACAUCUGGGUGCCCCUGCUGAGCGCUCCCUCCGCCCGCCCCGCGGGCUUUGUGCUCCUCUCUAAGGGGAGACGGGCCGCCUCGGGCAGAGUUUGAACUAGAUGGCCGGAAGCGCUUUCCAGCUCAGAGAUUCAGGCAUUCUGAGACUGUCGGGCCACAAUUUGAACCUCACCAAAGCCCAGCCCAGUCCGAGGAGCUGCCGCGCCUCCUCCUCAGGGUCUGCACCCACCCUGAAGCCAUUUCCUUGCUGUUUCCUAGGAGACUCAAGAAGGCGAUGGAGUCAGAGUGUAUCUACAAUCUUCUGCAGCUCCCUGCCAACGUGGAGCCCCGCGCGGUGGAGGAAUUGGUACAAGGCCAGGUCCUUGCAAGAGAGCCCACAGCCAGAUAAAAUUCCAGCUUUUCUGGAGGGAGAGGAACCCCGCCCAAGGUCACUCCUUCACCUAUCUGAAGGGCCAUCGUGGAAAAAAGGGAGGAGACACAGAGAGACAGAGCUGGAAGCCAAUUGACAGGAGGAGAGAAGAAGAAAUAUUUACAGCCUGAUUCUCGAAAGAACCCCAAAUUCCAAGAGCUACAAAAGGUGUUGAUGGAGUGGAUCAACGGCGCCCUUUUCCGGGAACACAUAGUCGUGCAGAACCUGGAGGAAGACCUGUUUGAUGGGCUCAUCCUGCAUCAUCUCCUGCAGAAGCUCGCGGCCGUCUCGCUGGAAGUGGAAGAGAUCGCCUUGACGGCCGGCAGCCAGAAGCGGAAGGUCACUCUGGUGCUGGACGCUCUGGGCCGCUGUCUGCAGCUGGAGGAGAGCGCGGCCAAGUGGAAUGUGGAGAGCAUCUUCAAUAAGGACUUGCUGGCUACUCUCCAUCUUCUGGUGGCCAUGGCUCAGCACUUCCAACCAGACUUGGCCCUCCCUGCAGAUGUCCAAGUGGAAGUAUUAACCAUCGAGAGCACCAAGAAUGGCUUAAAGUCUGGGAAGUCUGUGGAGCAGAUCACUGGCUGCAAGGAUUCGGAUCAGCAGUCAAAAGUCGAUGUCUUUGAUGAAUUAUUUAAACUUGCCCCAGAGAAAGUGAACGCUGUCAAAGAAGCAAUCAUGGACUUUGCCAACAAGAAGAUGGAGCGUUUAGGGUUGUCUGUGAAAAAUAUCGAUACCCAGUUUGCAGAUGGAGUCAUUCUAAUUUUGUUGAUCGGACAGCUUGAAGGCUAUUUCCUGAACUUGAAGGAUUUCUUCCUGAACCCCAGUUCUCCUGCUGAAAUGCUGCAUAAUGUUAACCUGGCCAUGGACUUGCUGAAGGAAGCAGACUUGCUCAAGUACCCGGUUAACCCUGAAGACAUCAUUAAUGGAGAUCCCAAGGCCAUUAUGCGGGUACUCUACAGCUUGUUUUCCAAACACAAGGUGAAGGAGACUGCUGAGGGGACACAGACUGAAGCUGGGAGUUAGGCCUCCUUGCAUGUGGUGUUCCCUUGGAGUGGUUUCUGUUUCCUCCUUUAUGGUCUUUGCAUGCAUGUUUCAUCUGUGAAGUAAUAGGGAUCCAUGGAAGUUAAUUGAGUGAGGGGGUUGGGAUCUGGGAAUCUGCUUAUGUUUCAGCUAAGGCUUUCCAUCUCCAAUAAAAUGUGAGCUUACUUCUGAAA